This is a messenger RNA of Epithele typhae, 633 nucleotides long. Its product is annotated as transport protein particle complex subunit. Gene Ontology annotation, biological process: endoplasmic reticulum to Golgi vesicle-mediated transport; intra-Golgi vesicle-mediated transport. NCBI's taxonomy places the organism in Eukaryota, Fungi, Basidiomycota, Agaricomycetes, Polyporales, Epitheliaceae. The record is from RefSeq and is a predicted model, not a curated record. The transcript has 4 exons. Gene Ontology annotation, cellular component: cis-Golgi network membrane; cytosol; TRAPP complex. Bases 1 to 633 code for a protein of 210 amino acids.
AUGGCGACCACGAGCAAGCAAUACAAGGCCAUAGGCGAGGACCUCUGGAAGGGCCGCACUGAGAAGAUUAAUGCAGAGCUCUUCGCCCUGACGUACGGCGCCCUCGUCGUGCAGCUCAUCCAGGACUAUGAGGACUACGCCGAGGUCAACAAGCAGCUCGACAAGAUGGGCUACAACAUCGGCACCCGGCUCAUCGAGGACUUCCUCGCCCGGAGCAGCCUCGGCCGCUGUGCAGACUUCCGCGAGGUCGGCGAGGUCGUCGCAAAAGUCGGAUUCAAGUCGUUCCUGAACAUCACCCCGAAUGUAGUUCAUGGCGCCGCGCCGACCGCUGCAUCCUCGCCCACCCGGACGAGCAUGCCUCUUCCACAGGCAAAUUCUCCCGGUGCGACCUUCACGCUAACGUUCGAGGAGAACCCCUUGGCGGAGUUUGUAGAGCUGCCAGAGGAAGCUCUGGACGGCGGUCUGUGGUUCAGCAACGUGCUUUGUGGGGUGCUUAGGGGAGCUUUAGAGAUGGUCCAAAUGCAAGUCACGGCGUCCUUCAUUUCGGACGUCCUGCGCGGCGACGAGGCUACCGAAAUCCGCGUCACUCUUGUGAAAUAUCUGGAGGAAGAGGUGCCUGUCGGCGAUGACUAG